Molecule: messenger RNA, 1532 nt
Organism: Rhopalosiphum padi (bird cherry-oat aphid)
Lineage: Eukaryota; Metazoa; Arthropoda; Insecta; Hemiptera; Aphididae
Product: valacyclovir hydrolase-like
Exons: 6
Coding region: 308-1099 (263 amino acids)
Source: RefSeq, a predicted model, not a curated record
ACAGUACACCCCGAGGUAUCAUCACACAUCCGUCGGUAUCGUGCUUGGUUGUCGACGUCAAAUUAUGACAAUAGUAAAUUCUAUGUUUCUAAUAUGCCUACCUGUCAUUUUGUUUAUUUAAAAAUGCGUUACGGUUAUGAUAAAUGACGGAAACUGUGAUGUAGAAAAAUGUCAUCAUCGGUGAUAAUGUGAAAUCUUGAACACCAUUUGGAAUUGCACGGUGGAAGUGAUUGGAUUAUACAGUUUGGUUAUAUCAGUUAUCAAAUCCCGCUGGUCAUCGUUAUCUUUAUAUCAAUAUUAUAACAAUAUGGAUUUUUCGUCAAUGGAUGAAAAUCAGAAUUCGACAAAAAUCAAAAUCAAAGGUGUCGAUAUACACUACGUUAAAAUUGGAAACGGACCGCAGAAAUUGUUGAUAUUUCAAGGAGCACUAGGUCAAAUUAGUGACAAUCUAUUACUAACGCAAAAUUUUGAUCAAAAAAAGUACACGGUUUAUUUAUGGGAUCCUCCAGGUGAUGGGUUGAGUCGACCACCGGUUAGGGACUUUUCACCAGGAUUUUUAAACCGUGACGCGGAUUAUGCUAUAGCGCUUAUGGAGACGUUAGGUGUCGACAAGUAUUCGAUGUUGGGCUGGUGCAACGGUGGGUCUACUGCGAUAAUCGCAGCGUCCAAAGUUGCUGACCGAGUAGACAAACUGGUGGUGUGGAGUUGCAGCGCGUACGUCACUGGCAAUGUACUCGAGGUCUUAGAGAGUUCACGCGACGUCCAUAGGUGGCCUGAGUCCCGGCGAAUACCACGUUUCAAAAUGUAUGGUGAAAAGUACUUAUCGGACAAAUGGUCCGAGUUGUUAGACGCGUUCCAGGCGAUUCUCAACGACGAUGGCGGUGAUGUGUGUAUUGGUGCGCUGGCACAGAUUAAAGCACCCACUCUUAUUCUUCACGGAAUAUGGGACGAAAUAUUACCGAUCGACCAUGCCGAUUUCCUACACAAAAAUAUUAAGGACUCUAUACUUGAAAUAUUUCCAAAUGGCGAACAUGACAUACACAUGUCAUUUCCAGUAAAAUUCAAUUCGUUGGUUGAUACAUUUCUUACUAUCAAAUAGUAUAUAAUAUAUUUAUACUAUGUUGUAAAUCCGUUAUUACUUAUUAGGUUAGGUUAGGUUAGGGUUAGUAGGUAUUACUUAAAAAAAGUGUAUCAUUAAUUGGUUACUUAAUAAUAUUUAAUUUUUUUUAUUAUUUUCUGAAAUAAUAUAAUAGUUUUAUUUUAAUAUGUUAUCCAUAAAAUAAAUGUAGCAUAAAAUAUAAAAUUGGGUCACCAAUUAAUAUUUUUGAAGGGCCACAUAAAGAAUCUGAAAAUUUUUCGCGGGCCAUCAAAAUUCUAAGUAAAUAUUUAAAUUAUUUAAAAACCAAUAAUAUUUAACAAAAAUAAUAAUUUACAAUAAUAACACAUAUAAUGCUGACAUAAGACAUAAUACCUAUGUGUUAUUUAUUCUUUGCCUGCGAGCCGGAUAAAAUGUGUUCGCUGGCCGUUAUUUG